CUCUCUUCUUCGUCAAUUUCUAAAAUCUAAAAAUCUGAAAUCCCUAAUUUGACUAUUAGUACUAUUUGUUAAGGAUAUAGUCAAGUGAGGAAUUCAAUGGCAAACACCCCUUUUCCCCAAUACUGUUGUUCUUAGGUGAUGGCCAUACUUGCAGAUUUCAUGCUGGUUUAUCUUCCUGCACCUACUAUGUCUCUUAGACCGCCGCUUGGAAUCAAUGCAGGCCCUAUUGUUAAGUUCUUCCACAACUGUCCGGAUAAUGCAUUCCAGGUUGCUCUCUCUGGGACAUUAUAUUCUUUGUUACAGAGAUUUGGUGCAAUAGCGCGUAUUGGGGCUAAGCUUUUUGCUAUUGGAACUGCAUCAUCACUGGUUAGGACAGUUGUGACAAAUACCUUGAUUAAUGCAAAGAAGGCAGUUGAUAUGUCUUCCUCUGAAGAAAUCGAAAAUGUUCCAAUAUUAUCUACCAAUGCUACCUAUGGUGUCUAUAUGGCAGUUUCUAGCAACCUCAGGGAACUUUUGCUUCUAAUUCAUGAACACCUGCAGGCAUCUAGAUUGUCACAAGCUGCUUCUACGUUGCUUAAAGAGGCUCAAUUGACUCCCUUACCAUCAUUGACAAUUAGCAUCAUUGCAACUAUUUGUUCUCAGAUUGACUCAUACAACAUAUAUUGCAUUACAAAAGGUGCAACAUUGGUUCCAGCUGCUUGGAAAGCUAGCUACUUUAAAAAUUCCCAAAAUACAUCUUCACAUGUGUCGCCAAAAUGGAAGAAUGAUUAAUGAAACCUGAUACUGCUGGCAUCAU
Molecule: messenger RNA, 796 nt
Organism: Arachis ipaensis
Lineage: Eukaryota; Viridiplantae; Streptophyta; Magnoliopsida; Fabales; Fabaceae
Product: protein RETICULATA-RELATED 4, chloroplastic-like
Molecular function (GO): protein binding
Source: RefSeq, a predicted model, not a curated record